GGCGGGCGGAGCGGGGCGGGCAUGGAGGAGGCGCAGCGGCGGGCCCUGCGGCGCGGCAGGGCCCGGCUGGUGGCGGCGCUGCGGGUCGCGCCGCUCUGGGGCCCGCUGCGGGAGCGCGGCCUGUUCACCCGGCACAUGCUGGAGGACGUGCAGAGCGCUGGCAGCCGAGGAGAGCAAGCCCGGCAGCUGGUCAUCGACCUGGAGACCCGAGGGAAGCGGGCUUUCCCUGUGUUCCUCUCUAUCCUGCGGGACACAGGGCAGGGAGACCUUGCGGACAUGCUGGCUGAGGAGUGUGGAUGCCCGUCGGCACCACCACAGCUGGUAGACCUGAGGCCUGUCGAGCUGGAGUUACCUGGGGAAGAACAUCAUGAAAAUGUGAACCUUCCAGAACGUUUGUCCAUCCCAGUGCAAGCAGAGAGUGAAAGACCUCGGGUGCCUCCUGUGCCAGUCCGGGGUUCGGCUGUUGACAAGUGGAACCGGGAUCUGGUUUACCAGCUGCGAGCGGAUCCGUGCGGGCGCUGCCUGAUCCUCAACAACAUCAACUUCGCUGCAGACUCGGGUCUGUGCACUCGCCGCGGCUCCGACGUGGACUGUGAGAAGCUGGAGAAGCGCUUCAGGGCCUUGAGCUUCGACGUCCUGACUCAGAGGGACCUGGAAGCUCAGGACAUGGUUUCAGAGCUGCAGAAGCUGGCUCGGCGGGACCACAGCGCCCUGGACUGCUGCAUUGUGGUCAUCCUUUCCCACGGCUGCCAGACAAGCCAUAUUCAGUUUCCCGGCGGCGUUUACGGAACAGAUGGAAAACCCAUUCCAAUAGAAAAGAUUGUGAACUAUUUCAAUGGGUCCAAUUGCCCGAGUUUGAGAGGAAAACCCAAACUCUUCUUCAUCCAGGCCUGUGGUGGAGAGCAAAGAGAUCGAGGCUUUGUAGUGGAUUCCAGUUCGCCUGGAGACGAAGCUCCCAGAGGUUCUGUGGAGUCGGAUGCGACUCCUUUCCAGGCUCCAUCAGGGAACGUGGACGAGUCAGAUGCUGUAGCCAGUUUGCCCACUCCCAGUGACAUCUUGGUCUCCUACUCAACUUUUCCAGGUUUUGUCUCCUGGAGGGAGGUGUCGAGUGGCUCGUGGUAUGUGGAAACACUGGACAGUGUGCUGGAUCAAUAUGCCCCUUCAGAAGACCUGCUGAACAUGUUACUGCGGGUGGCCAACGCUGUGUCUGCCAAGGGGAAGUACAAGCAGAUCCCAGGCUGUUUCAACUUCCUCCGUAAAAAAUUCUUCUUCAAGUGCAAAUGACGCUCCGAGGAUCCUGCCAAGCUCCAGAGCUACUUCCCCCGCAGCCAGAGGAAACCUGCUCCCACCAGGACUCUGCAUCCGUGCUCACGGUGCCUUUCCUCUGUCUAUCGAAAUGUUCAUCUUGAGAAAUGCCACCUGUGAAUGCUGUGAAACAGGGAUGAGAUGGAGACUGGCACCGUGCCGAUGGGAAGGGGUAAGGAUGGAGCAGGAAGCCCCUUUGCCAAGGCACGUGCUGGCCUAGAGCCUCUGUGCUCGCAGAGGAGAGCAGCUCCAGCUCGCUGCAAUGUGCUCGUGCUCAGCCUCAGGGUAUUCUGUUUGGUGACUGCCACACUUGUGGCCUUCUCUGCCUGGAAAACCAACUGAUGGGAUCAAAGUCUGUCAAGUGGCAUGGAAUGAUUUUUGUGAUCGAUAUUUUUAAUAAAACACAAUGGGAAAGGCAAGAAAA
Molecule: messenger RNA, 1729 nt
Organism: Strigops habroptila (Kakapo)
Lineage: Eukaryota; Metazoa; Chordata; Aves; Psittaciformes; Psittacidae
Gene: CASP9
Product: caspase 9
Exons: 10
Coding region: 22-1284 (420 amino acids)
Biological process (GO): proteolysis; intrinsic apoptotic signaling pathway in response to DNA damage; regulation of apoptotic process
Cellular component (GO): cytoplasm
Source: RefSeq, a predicted model, not a curated record